AUGUCACUUCGAGAUAGAGAUAUAGAAGAUCUAUUGUCUGCUUUGGAAAGUGGUGAUAUUUCCGAUGAUGGCCUGGAAGACGAGGAUGAUGAUGAGGAACGUUUUUAUAGCAAUGUUCGAGAAAUUAUCCACGAUUUAGAAGAAGAGAACGUCGAUACUCCUAAUGAUGAUAACGAUCCUCCACUUGUUCAGGAUGUAGAGGCAGAUCCUGUGCACGAGUCUGAACCUAGGGAAGGAAAUCAAAAUUUAUUGAAUUCUUGUUUCGACAAAAGAAAACUUAUUUGGAAAACAGACAUUUUAGUUUUUGACGAAUCUAAUCUUACACAUAAAGCCAGUGUUACAGACCCUGAGAACGCUGACCUCGAUACACCAUACAGGUGCUUCCUACAUUAUUUCACGCCAGAAUUCAUUAAAAAAAUAGUAAAUGAAACAAAUUUGUAUGCCACGCAACAAAAUCCUACAAAAUCAUUUUCAAUAAGUGACGCCGAACUAAAAAAAUAUCUAGGUAUCUUAUUAUUUAUGUCUGUUGAACAUUUUCCCAGUGUCCGCUCCUAUUGGAAUGAGAAGUUUGGUUACGACCCUGUUAGGAAAGUUAGGCCAGUUAACCGUUUUGAGGCUAUUAGAAGACACACUUCAAUGACAAUAACAAACAUCUUCCAAAGGAGCAUCCAGACCAUGACCGCUUACAUAAGAUUAGACCUGUAA
Molecule: messenger RNA, 705 nt
Organism: Parnassius mnemosyne (clouded apollo)
Lineage: Eukaryota; Metazoa; Arthropoda; Insecta; Lepidoptera; Papilionidae
Source: the annotation of a GenBank genome assembly